Messenger RNA from Cucurbita moschata (crookneck pumpkin), 2196 nucleotides. RefSeq names its product regulation of nuclear pre-mRNA domain-containing protein 1B-like. Gene Ontology annotation, cellular component: RNA polymerase II, holoenzyme. Bases 434 to 1987 code for a protein of 517 amino acids. NCBI's taxonomy places the organism in Eukaryota, Viridiplantae, Streptophyta, Magnoliopsida, Cucurbitales, Cucurbitaceae. Gene Ontology annotation, biological process: mRNA 3'-end processing. The record is from RefSeq and is a predicted model, not a curated record. Gene Ontology annotation, molecular function: RNA polymerase II complex binding. The transcript has 8 exons.
GUGAAAUGUAAGAGGGGAAUAAAGUAGUCGCGGGAAGAAGAGGUGGCGCGCCCAAGUAGCGGCGCCAAAUCCAGACCUCAUUCAUAAUCGCAACGCAAAGCCCAAACAAAUCAGUUCACACUGCCACUUCCACUUCCACUUCCACUUCCUUCCCACACCCGUGUGCGCACCAAACUCUAGCGGCGAUCUUAUCCGGUGAGCCACACCCGCUGAUACCAAAUUCCCCGCUUCCCCUUCCUGCCUCUUUGCUCACUAUUUUCACAAACCCUUCUGUAAUUCCCCUCCUCUCUUCCAUGGAGGAAGGCCUCCAACGCCCCAAUUUCGCCCCCUUUUAGUCGCCUUCUCGUUUACUCACAUUCCUUUUUUCAGCUCAUUACACAGAUUAGGCUGCAUUUUUCUACGUCGUUUCUGCAAAAAAAAAAAACCCAAAUCAAUGGCUGGUACGUUCAAUCCACAUAUUUUGGUGGACAAGCUAGCCAGGCUCAACAACUCACAGGCGAGCAUCGAGACUUUGUCCCAUUGGUGUAUAUUUCACAUGAACAAAGCUAAGCAAGUUGUAGAAACAUGGGAUAAACAGUUUCAUUGUUCUCCACGCGACCAGAGAUUGGCCUAUCUGUAUCUUGCAAAUGACAUUCUGCAGAACAGUAGGCGAAAGGGCUCGGAGUUUGUUGGUGAAUUUUGGAAAGUCCUUCCUGAUGCACUUCGUGAUGUAAUUGAGAAUGGGGAUGAUUUUGGAAGAAACGCUGCCCUACGACUGAUUGGCAUUUGGGAGGAGAGAAAAGUUUUUGGAUCUCGAGGGCAGAGUCUUAAGGAAGAGAUAAUGGGAAAGCAUACGGAAACUGGUAACCGAAAUGGGAAGCAAGUUAGCGCUAAACUGAAACAAUCAGGCAGCAUAUCAUUGGAUAAAAUAGUUUCUGGUUACCAAGUUGUUUUUGGAAGUGAGGUAGAUGAAGAUGUAGUACUAAGCAGAUGCAGCAAUACUAUUAGUUAUCUUGAGAAACUGGACAAAGAAAUUGGCGCUGAUGUCAAUUCAGGGCAAUACCAUGGAACUUCAAUUGCAGAGGAUCUGCGGGGACAUCAUACCAUUUUGAGGGACUGCAUUGAACAACUAAGAGCAAUUGAAACAUCAAGGGCGAGUCUCGUGUCUCAUCUGAGAGAGGCUCUUCAAGAACAGGAAUUCAAAUUGGAGCGAGUCAGAAAUCAACUUCAGGCUUCCCAGUCCCGGUCGGAACAAACUCAGAAUCUCUGCCCUCAAUUUCUAAACGGUGAAAAUGUGCAACCUGUGACUGAGGGGGCCUCCAAAGAUGCUCAGUCCUCAAUAGCACCACACGGCCUUGUACCGAGGGAGAUAGAACAAUCAACGCCAGUAAUGUAUGCAGCCUCAUUACCUUUUCCUGCAAAACCUGCACCUAUUGAGGAAGAUCCCCGCAAGUCUGCUGCUGCUGCAGUGGCAGCAAAGCUAACUGCAUCGACAUCCUCGGUUCAGAUGCUCUCUUACGUCCUAUCUUCCCUGGCAUCGGAGGGCGUAAUUGGAAAUCCAAAUAAAGAGUUAUCUUGUGAUUAUCCAUCUGAGAAGAGGACCAAACUUGAAAAUGACCAGUCACCCUACGUAUUGCCUCCGAAUCCACAGCAGCCACCCGUCUCUUCCUUCCCACACCCGGAGUCUCUCCAACGUAAUGCCUCAUCGACCAGUCAACCAUACACUCCUCCUCCCCCAUCAUCAUCUCCCCCGCCGAUCCCUCCGUUACCUCCUGUAGUGCAGUUCACACAGAAUGUUGGGUCAGUAAGUAGCAUGCCUUUCAGUUACACUAUGACACAAUCAUUGCCACCAUUAGCGAAACCGGGCUAUCCGAAUGUAGGUGCCCCAGUGGCUGGGAUGUCUCCUUUUACAAUACCAACAAAUUCUUACCAGAGUUUUCAGGGUUCAGAUGCCAAUUUCUAUAAUCAGACUUCAUCAAUGCCGAUGGCACCAGUUUCUAGGCCAUAGAGCUGUGUAAUACUAGUCUUACUUCACCUAUUUGUGCUAACAAAUCUUUAAGGAAGUGAUGCUUCCCAUUAAGGCCUAUGAGGAAAUCUUGCGUCCUCGUGUGCUCCUUAAGUUCUGACCACAUAACUAAAUGGAUUUUGCACAUAGUAAUAGUUUGUAAUUUAACUUCAUUUAAUAAUGUAAUGCUUAGAGUCUGGAAAAGUAAGUCA